AGUUAUUGCUGUAAACUGUUUUUCAAUGAAUACACAACAUGAAAAAUAAUCCUAAGAAAUUAAACUUCACCUAAAUCAACCACAUAUUCAGAUGGCUACUUCCAACUAGUUAGAUUUCAUUCUGGAAGCAGUCAGAAUUAUACCGGCGAAGUAUUAGUCGUAUCGUUCAUUGAACUACAGAUUUUUAGUGUGCUGCCAUGGGAGUACACGGACUGUGGAAACUCCUUGAGAGCACCGGGAAACCUAUUAAUCCCGAGACUUUGGAGGGAAAGAUUCUUGCUGUCGACAUCAGUAUCUGGCUGAAUCAGGCGGUGAAGGGCGUGAGGGAUCGCGAGGGAAACAGUGUCCAGAAUGCUCAUCUCCUCACUCUCUUCAACCGACUCUGCAAGCUCCUUUUCUUCCGCAUUCAACCCGUCUUCAUUUAUGAUGGGGAUGCACCGCUUCUUAAGAAGCAGACUCUGGCCAUUCGUCGACAGAGGAAAGAAGAAAUGAGCAUGGAAUCUAAGAAGACCAAUGAGAAACUGCUCAAGACAUUCCUGAAGAGACAGGUUAUCAAGGCUGCGCUUGGGAACGCAAGUCAAGAGGAGCUGCCUAGUAUUUCAUCUGUGAGAAGAGAGGAAGUUGAUGACAUUUAUGUGUUGCCGGCCCUAGAAAAGGAGACAAACAGUUCUGAGGAUGAAGCAGAAAUGGAGUGGGAAGAGAGCCUGCAGAAUCGACGUAGGUUACAGGAGGAGAUCUUUAUGAACCCCAACUCUAUGGACAUUGACUCAGAGGAUUUCACACAACUGCCAGCAGAGGUCAAACAUGAGAUCCUGACAGAAAUGAAGGAGUUUAGCAAGAAACGUCGGACCAUGUUCCAGAGACCCCCAGAGAAAUCCAAGGAUUUCUCCCAGUACCAGCUGGCCGGCUUGCUGAAGCGGAACCAGCUUAACCAGCGUUUGGAGGGUGUGGAACGGGAGAUGGCACAACGGGGCUUCAGGCCAUUGGAGGAGGAUGAAGACGGGGGCCGCAGUGUGGAGACCCGUGCCCUGGUAUCAGAGGACACCACCCACUACAUUCUCAUCAAAGGAUCAAAGGACAAGGACAAACUUCCAGAGAAGGAACUGGCUGUUCAACCUUGGUCCACUGGUACCACAGCAACAAAAGUGAGGCCAGAACCACUCUGGCGCCCCCUCUCAGAAAACAGUCCUGAAAAGAGGCCUCAUUCCCCACCUGUUAACACUCUCACUCCAGAUGCUGCGCCUCUUUCAUCGCCUCCACCCUCCCCACCCAGUAACACUUUUGCCGCAGAAGCUGCACCUCCAUCACCACGGACCCUGAAGGCCAUUCAAGCAGCCAUGAUGAACAGUAGCUCAGAUGAAGAAAGUGGAGACGUCAUAAUACUUGGGGAACAUCACCCCAGUGAGCUGCUGUCACCUCGUACCAUGUUGGCUAUCCAGCAAUCUCUGAAUGAAGACCUAGCAGAUACUACCAGCCUGGUUGGCCACUCCAGUGAAGAUGCCCCGCCCCUCACAUCAAUACCUGUCAAGCAAUCCCUAAACGAGGAGCUAGUAGAUACCACUAGUCUGACUGGCCACUCCAGUGGAGGUGCUCCACCCAUCAUAUCAAGCCCUAUCAAGCAAUCCCUCAAUGAGGAGCUAGCAGAUACCACCAGUCUGAUUGGCCACUCCAGUGAAGAUGCCCCACCCUUCACAUUAGUCCCUAUCAAGCGAUCACUGAAUGAGGAUCUAGCAGAUACCACUAGUCUGAUUGGCCACUCCACAGCUCCCAUCCGGCCAUUAGCUGAUUCCAUCAUUCAUAUCACCAGCUCAGAGAGUGAAAAGGAUGAUUCCGUGGAAGACGAUUGCAAGGUCCUCCACUGUAGCUUAGUAGGGGACAAUAAGGAGAUGACAGAUGAUUCCCAUCUCAUUUCCACAGUCUCAAAUGCUGGACCAGUCCCACCAGCCUCUAAGUUUUCUCUUUUAUCUGCUCAAGAGGAAAUAAAAUUGCUAGAUCAGAUACAAGAAUCAAAACCAGAAUCAGGAUCCACCUCAUCUCCGAUCUGCUUCGUUUUGGAUAAGGACAAUGCCAAAGACGACAUGAUGAGGUCGGAAUGUCAGCCGUCACAUCCUGCCCAGUAUCCUUUACCCAACAGACAGGAAGUGACCUUUGACCCAGGAAAUAGCACUGAGGAAAGCCCAACCAAUGUCAAGGAAGUUGUUGAAAGUGAAGCUGUGAAUGUAGAAAGUGACUCUGAAGGUAGCUUCAUCGAAGUGUCAGAUAUAGAGGAGGAGGGAGAGGAGAAUGGCAGUGUGGAGGAAGAGGAGAAUGGCAGUGUGGAGGAAGAGGAAGAUGAGACUCAGCAGGGGGGACGUCCAGCAGGAACUGAAACUGACGUGGUGGAACAUGAGGCCAAGCAGUCUCAGGAGACCCGUGCUGAAACGGCUAAGGGAGAAUGGGAGCAUGUGGACCUGGAGGAGCUGUUGCAAUUGGAAACAUCAUUGGAGUCCCAGGAGAGCACCCUAAAGGCUCAAAAACAGCAACAGGAGCGUACCGCCACUACAGUCACAGGACAGAUGUACCAGGAAAGCCAGGAGCUGCUCCGCCUCUUCGGCGUGCCUUUCUUGGUGGCGCCCAUGGAGGCCGAGGCGCAGUGCGCCGCACUGGAGCAGCUGGACCAGACCCACGGCACCAUCACCGAUGACAGUGACGUCUGGCUCUUCGGCGCUCGGCACGUCUACAAGAACUUCUUUGCUCACAGCAAAUACAUAGAGCAGUACCAGUACCUGGAUAUUAAGAACCAGCUCGGCCUGGACCAGGCUAAGCUGAUCAACCUAGCCUACCUUUUGGGCAGCGACUACACAGAGGGUGUUCCGGGCGUGGGCUACGUCACCGGCAUGGAGAUCCUCAACGAAUUUCCUGGGAGAGGCAUGGAGCCGCUAAUAAGCUUGUUCGAGUGGUGGUCCCAGGCCCAGGAGAACAUGAAGGUGGCUCCCAACCCAAACGACUCCAAGGUGAAGAAGAAGCUGAGGAGCAUCCAGCUGCCGGCCGGCUUCCCCAACCCCUCCGUGGCGCAGGCCUACCUGCAUCCCACCGUGGACGAGUCGCGCGCGGCCUUUAGCUGGGGCCGCCCACAAAUAGAGCUCAUUAAAGACUUCUGCCUGAGUCGCUUUGGUUGGAACAGCAGGAGGACAGAAGAGGUUCUGCAACCUGUCAUGAAGAAGUUGAACAUCCAGCAGACACAGCUCCGGAUCGACUCCUUCUUCCGCCUGGAGCAGCAGGAGCGGCAGGCCAUCCAGAGCCAGCGGCUGCGACGCGCCGUCACCUGCCUCAAGAGGAAGGAGCAGGAGGAUGAGGAAGACGGGGGGAAUGAUGAAGGCUGCCCACCGUCUAAGGCCGAGAAAGCGGAUGUGGAGGGGACUCGGGAUGAGGGGUGGGCUGGGGGGUUUAUGGUCAUGGCGGACAGUGUGCCUUCCUUGGGGGGAGAGGAGGAGGGGUGUGGAAUUAUGCAGUCGGAGGAACAGCCCCCAACACCUGAGGCCAAGCCCAAACUCAGUCCCCUGAGGGCAGGGCCAGGCAGCAGCAGCAGCUCAGGGGACGACAGUGAUGCUGAUGUCAGGGUCACCAUGGUUACCGCACGUUCCGUCUUUGAGAACAAGCCACGGGGUCGGGGUAGGAGGGGGGUACGCGGGAAGAACCCACGAAAGCGAUGAAAGGGGCACCGUUUCUUUGUGAUGAUAAAAUGAUAUUCCUGCGAGGUACCUUCUACGGCCUCAGUGUGCUGAGCAUCAUGGCCACUCUGUCAUGGUAAUAAUCUGUAAUAAUCAGGAAUAGCUGAAGAACUUUGUCAGGUAUGGAUUACUGUAAGUGCAGGUGCACAAUGACAGCUCAAUGAUGAAAUUGUACAGUUGUACCACGUCCUGAUUUUUAAAAUCACAUUCAUGUUUGUAUGCUUUCUACAACACAAUGGAACAAUGAAACCUU
Messenger RNA from Brienomyrus brachyistius, 3963 nucleotides. It is a transcript of the gene ercc5, whose product is annotated as excision repair cross-complementation group 5. The coding region runs from base 198 to 3692 and encodes 1164 amino acids. Gene Ontology annotation, molecular function: single-stranded DNA binding; DNA endonuclease activity. The record is from RefSeq and is a predicted model, not a curated record. The transcript is spliced from 16 exons. NCBI's taxonomy places the organism in Eukaryota, Metazoa, Chordata, Actinopteri, Osteoglossiformes, Mormyridae. Gene Ontology annotation, cellular component: nucleus. Gene Ontology annotation, biological process: nucleotide-excision repair.